This is a messenger RNA of Sordaria macrospora k-hell, 351 nucleotides long. RefSeq lists its product as uncharacterized. NCBI's taxonomy places the organism in Eukaryota, Fungi, Ascomycota, Sordariomycetes, Sordariales, Sordariaceae. The record is from RefSeq and is a predicted model, not a curated record.
AUGGACAAAACCAACAACCGUUGUUUAUGCCUAUUCAGCUUCGAUGCUUCACUGCGCCAUAGCUUUCAGCAAGCCGCCAGAGGCAUUGGCAUCAUUGGUAUUGGCAUCAUUCUCGGUAGCGCCGAUUGGAAUCGGUCCAUUCAAUCAUUGAAGGUCGACGUCAUGUUCAACGAAAAGCAAAAACCGGCCAUCCCCGGCCAAGCCUCAAAGCCCCAAAGCCACUGGCCCAAUGUUUCGAGUUGGAGGCCGGGAGGCCACUGGCGCCGGGACUCGAUGACUUGGAUGACUGGCAUCAAGCCAGCAACAGUUAUCAAAAUGGCUUGCGACAGCGAUGACUUGGAUGAUAACUGA